Molecule: messenger RNA, 2544 nt
Organism: Lodderomyces beijingensis
Lineage: Eukaryota; Fungi; Ascomycota; Pichiomycetes; Serinales; Debaryomycetaceae
Source: the annotation of a GenBank genome assembly
AUGUCUGUCUUCCGUAGCAAUUUGCUUCCGCUGCUACGAAGAGCCCGAGUUGGCCAAUUUAACCGUUCUGGAGUAGCCGCGAGGCGGUGCAAGUCUUGGAAAGUCAUCAUCGAGGAACCUAAAAAAUACAAAAACCCCACAUUGCAAAAGUACCAUGAGGAGUUCAUGGAGUACUUGGGGGACAAGCGAAUGCCUGUGAAACUCCGAGCUCAACUAAUACUGUCCAAGCUUCGAGAGUUACUACUACUAGCCCUGCCGUCGGACCCCGAGCAAAUUGAUGUCAUAGAGCAAGUCCUAGGGAAUUGGCAAAUACUAAACAAGAACGGAGAGCAAUUCCCGUUGGAGCUAUUAGCGGAAAUCUUUGAAACCCAUUACGAUCGGUUUUUGAGCAGUACUUCUAAAAAUUUGGACGACUUGGUGUCGCAUCUUGCGCGGAAUUUCAAUCGGCUACCGAAUCGGACCUUAAUUCUCUUGAUCGACUUGAUGUCGCAUAGACAUGUCAACAUGAAUGAUAUCUUUGCGAGUUUGACGCACAGGAUAGAUGAAAGUUUUUUUGAGGAGUACUUUGCAACGUUAAAAAGCAAAGGGAAAUUGAACUUAGGUGUGUUUGAGACUUUGAAAAAUCACCGGAUCGGAGAUGCCUUUGUCGUGAAUAUGAAUCGGUAUAUCGAGUCUACAUUUGCAGAGGAGAUGCCCGAUGUCCACUGUUUUGAAAACUUGGAGAAACACUUGGACCGAAUACAGCUCUUGGUGGCGGACGUCAUCAAAGCUGCCGAUUUGAGCCAGCUCCGGCUCGAGUCCAUCUUGACCUUGCUAAAGCUUGAGGAUGAGCUCGCGCAAGUAAAUUACUAUAGCGGAACGCAGCAUAGCAGCGAAACUUUGAUGAGCCAUUUGGCAGCGAGGGACAAAGAGAUCAUGGAAAAGAUGGAGAAAAAUUCCAUUUUGAAAGAUGAACCGAAGUUGGCACUCGUUCUAACCAAGUCAUUCGAGUUGAACAGGCCCCUUUUCGACAAACUCGCAGAUGCAAUUGAAAAGUCUGAGCUGGAUUUUUCAUCCGAUAUACUAUUACAAACAAGACUUUUGAGAAUGGGAAGUGGAGAAAAUGGGUCUGGGUCCUUGCUAUCUGUGGGAGCUGUUGAGGAGUUUUUAGGACCACAUGAUGUGACUGAGGAUACAUUUGAAAAAUUGCUUUCCAUAUCUGCGAAAUAUCUUCCCGACGACUAUUCUCACCUGUUGAUUGAAUAUUCCAAACAGCAAGGUCUCCAUUUGACCAGCAGUGUUUACAAACACCUCAUAGAUGCCGCUAUUGAUAGACGAGAUCACAAGGAUGCACUCCAGAUUAUAGAGCGAUCCAAGAUUGAAAUCAACUGGACAGAAGCAGCGUGUGGAGAUCCCGCAGUUGCGAAAACGUUCAACGACGUGAUUCAAUGCAUCAUGUCAGCAUCGCCACUUCGCGAAGCGUUCCCCACAUUCAGACAACUCAAGGCACUCAUGAGCACUCAAGUUAACAUCGACACCAUCAACCUUUUGGUUACGAAAAUGCUAGAAGAGGACUUGAUCGGCGAUGUGCUUGAAACAUUGAAGCGCGAGCUUCCAACGUUUAAAGACGAGAAAGUGCGGUUAGUGAUUGACCAGCCAUUUGGUUACAAGUACCUCGAACUAUUCAACAUCAUGCACAACUACGUAAUCUCCAACACCUCGGACCCCUCAGUCAACAGAAACUGGCACUUGUUCGUUGCCAUGUACAAGUACUUCCAUAUCCCGAGCGACAAGAUCCUACCUGCUUUAAAGUUUUUUUGCGACAACAAGAGAUGGCACGGGGCGUUGCUCAUUUUCAAGAAAAUGGUUGAUCUAUAUCAACUACACGGAAAACACUCUUUUCAACCACCAUCAAAGGAGAUUUACACCUAUCUUUUGACUGAGUUUGGAGACAAGCUUUAUGAAGAAGGCGUGAUUGAGAUCCACGACUGGUUGAAGAUGGACAUGAACAUUCCUCAACAGGGGCGUGAGUUGAACAACGUCAUCAUGAAUGCAUACUGCAACUUGCAAGACGUGGGCAAAGUGCGCGACUUGUUCUUGUCCGCCAGUGUAAAUGGCGGCGUCGACGAGACCAGUGCCGUGACCAUGCUCAAGGCAUAUACGUAUAACGACUUGCACUAUGUCGAAAAAUUCUGGAAUAACUUGUCUACGUUUGGAUUGAUGCCUGACUAUAGCUUGUAUCGACAGUAUUUGAUAGCUUAUGCGUACCACGGCAAAACUGAAAAGGCAUUUGACUUGUUGGAGGAGAUCGGCGAUUACGAUUUGGCCGUGAAUGAGGACCUCUUGAUUUCCAUGCACAAUUUCUGCUAUAUUCAUGACAAGCAAGCGGAGAUUAGAAAAUGGGCAAAGAGGAGGUACCCUGAGUUGUGGAGCAAGGUUGAAACUUCGGGAAUGUUGCUAGCUACUGAUGGAUACAAACCACACGAAAGUUUCCUUGUGGAUGGCUCCACGGAAGAAAAGAUGAAGUUGAAGGGCAAGAGCCAAAGAGAUGAAAUAGAGGUAUAG